Messenger RNA from Nannospalax galili (Upper Galilee mountains blind mole rat), 5090 nucleotides. RefSeq names its product zinc finger CCHC-type containing 2 (gene Zcchc2). NCBI's taxonomy places the organism in Eukaryota, Metazoa, Chordata, Mammalia, Rodentia, Spalacidae. Gene Ontology annotation, molecular function: phosphatidylinositol binding; nucleic acid binding; zinc ion binding. The record is from RefSeq and is a predicted model, not a curated record. Bases 28 to 3138 code for a protein of 1036 amino acids. The transcript is spliced from 13 exons.
CUGGGCUCGGCGCAGCGCCUGGAGUUCAUGUGCGGGCUGCUGGACCUGUGCAACCCGUUGGAACUGCGCUUCCUCGGCUCGUGCCUGGAGGACCUGGCGCGCAAGGAUUACCACUACCUGCGCGACUCGGAGGCCAAGGCCAACGGCCUCUCGGACCCGGGGCCGCUGGCUGACUUCCGAGAGCCCGCCGUGCGCUCGCGCCUCAUCGUCUACCUGGCGCUGCUGGGCUCGGAGAACCGGGAGGCCGCUGGCCGCCUGCACCGCCUCCUGCCCCAGGUGGACUCGGUGCUCAAGAGCCUGCGCGCGGCCCGGGGAGGCAGGGAGGACGAGCUGGGCGCUGAGGACGGCGACGGCGAGCAGGACGCAGAGAAGGACGGGCCGGGCCCGGAAGGUGGCGGCGGCGGCCCGGAGCUCGGGGCUGGAGGCGGGCUGGGCUUCAGGGCCCAGGAGGAACUGCUGCUGCUCUUCACCAUGGCUUCGCUGCACCCGGCUUUCUCCUUCCACCAGCGGGUCACCCUGCGGGAGCACCUGGAGAAGCUACGUAGCGCGCUCCGAGGGGGCCUGGAGGACGUAGAGGUGGAGCGGUGCAACUUUGCGGGCUCUGGGGCCCAGAACGAAUCUGCUCAUGGUGAUUAUGUACAAAGAAAUGCUACUAGCUUAGUAGAACAAGCCCAAAUACCUCAGGAUGGACUCACUGUGACCCCUCACAGAGCUCAGCGAGAAGCUGUACACAUUGAGAAGAUAAUGUUGAAAGGAGUCCAGAGAAAAAGGGCUGACAAAUAUUGGGAGUACACUUUCAAAGUAAAUUGGUCUGAUCUUUCAGUCACAACAGUAACAAAAACCCACCAAGAACUACAAGAAUUUCUACUGAAGCUUCCAAAGGAAUUGUCUUCAGAGACUUUUGACAAGACCAUCUUAAGAGCCCUGAAUCAGGGAUCCUUAAAAAGGGAGGAACGGCGACACCCUGACCUGGAGCCCAUCCUAAGGCAGCUAUUUUCCACUUCAUCCCAAGCUUUUCUACAGAGUCAGAAAGUGCGCAGCUUUUUUCAUUCACUAUCUUCAGAUUCUCUACACAGUCUGAAUGUGUUACAGCAUACCAUAAUCCACAAGAAGCAUGCUGGGAAAAGUCCCAUUGUGAACAAUGUUGGUACAAGCUGUUCUCCAUUGGAUGGGCUUACCAUGCAAUAUUCAGAACAGAAUGGAAUUGUGGAUUGGAGGAAGCAAAGCUGUGCUGCUCUUCAGCACCCAGAGCACUGUGUGACCUCAGCUAAUCAGCAUUCUGCUGAAAAACGGAGCUUAUCGUCAGUAAAUAAGAAGAAAGGAAAGCCACAGAUAGAAAAGGAGAAAAUUAAGAAAGCUGACAACAGAUUGAACAGUAGAAUAAAUGGUAUUAGACUCUCCACUCCUCCGCAUACUCAUGGUGGUACUGUGAAAGGAUUGUUGUUUUUAGAUGUGAAUUUGGACAUUGGAUCUGGACAUGACACAUGUGGAGAAACAUCUUCAGAGAGUUACAGUUCUCCAUCUAGUCCACGACAUGAUGGAAGAGAAAGUUUUGAAAGUGAAGAAGAAAAGGACAGAGACACAGACAGUAAUUCUGAAGAUUCUGGGAAUCCAUCGGCAGCCAGGUUUACAGGUUAUGGCUCUGUCAACCAGACUGUAACUGUCAACCCACCUGUUCAGAUUGUCUCACUAGGAAAUGAGAAUGGAAACCUUUUAGAAGAUCCCUUGAACUCACCCAAGUAUCCGCAUAUUCCUUUUAUGCCAGCUCUACACUGUGUCAUGCACAAUGGUGCCCAGAAGUCAGAAGUUGUCAUUCCUCCACCCAAAUCUGCAGAUGGCAAAACACUAGGGAUGCUUGUUCCUAACGCUGUGGCUAUUUCUGCACUAAGGGAGUCCACAAAUUCAACCCCUGUUGGAAUCCUCGGGCCAACAGCUUCUACUGGAGAAUCAGAAAAACAUCUUGAAUUGCUGGCUUCCCCUCUACCUAUACCAUCAACCUUCCUUCCACAUAGUAGUGCUCCUGCUUUGCAGCUGACAUUGCAGAGACUAAAAUUACCACCAACACAGGGAUCUUCUGAGAGCUGCACAGUUAAUAUCCCACAACAACCACCCGGAAGUCUGAGCAUCGGAUCACCAAACACUGCCUUUAUUCCUGUCCAUAACCCAGGUAGUUUCCCAGGAUCUCCUGUGGCUACCGCGGACCCCAUCACAAAGUCUGCAUCCCAAGUGGUAGGGCUAAAUCAAAUGGUGCCUCAGAUUGAGGGAAACACAGGGACAGUCCCUCAGCCUACCAAUGUGAAGGUAGUUCUUCCAGCAGCUGGCCUCUCUGCUGCACAGCCACCAGCUUCCUACACCUUUCCGGGCUCUCCCCUUGCUGCCAGUGUGUUACCCACCCAGAAUUCCAGUGUGCUCAACACAGCCACUUCUGCCCAGCCAGCAAGUGCAGGCAUCAGUCAGGCCCAGUCCACGGUUUCUCCUGCAGUUCCUACCCACACCCCAGGCCCUGCCCCAAGCCCCAGCCCAGCCUUGACACACAGUACUGCGCAGAGUGACAGCACAUCUUACAUCAGUGCUGUGGGGAACACAAACACUAAUGGGACAGUAGUGCCACCACAGCAGAUGGGCUCAGGUCCUUGUGGUUCUUGUGGGCGAAGGUGCAGCUGUGGGACCAAUGGAAACCUUCAGCUAAGUAGUUAUUAUUAUCCCAAUCCAAUGCCCGGACCAAUGUACCGAGUCCCAUCGUUCUUCACUCUGCCAUCCAUUUGCAAUGGCAGCUACCUCAACCAAGCACAUCAGAGCAAUGGAAACCAACUUCCUUUUUUUCUGCCUCAGACUCCAUAUGCAAACGGACUGGUGCACGACCCAGUCAUGGGGAGCCAAGCCAACUAUGGCAUGCAGCAGAUGGCAGGAUUUGGGAGAUUGUAUCCCAUAUAUCCAGCACCUAAUGUAGUUGCCAACACCAGUGGUUCGGGGCCCAAGAAGAAUGGGAAUGUCUCAUGUUACAAUUGUGGUGUAAGCGGACAUUAUGCACAGGACUGUAAGCAGUCGUCCAUGGAGGCCAAUCAACAAGGCACUUACAGACUGAGAUACGCACCUCCCCUCCCCCCUUCUAAUGAUACGUUGGAUUCUGCAGACUGAACCGAGUAAAGCUUGUCUACUUAAUACACUCAAGUGUGGGGAGUCAUAGGGUGUGGAGGGGAGGAAAGGAAAGGUAUUUUGUUUCUUUGUCUAUACAUUUCCUAGAUUUCUAUGCAGUUGGGAGUUUUCAUUUCUCUUGCACCAAUGUCCAAAAAUAAGAAAGAAUGCAAUGCUUCUGAGCCUCUGGUCUCCUGGUUCAACAACAGGCUUAAAUGUAUGAUACAUGUAACUUAAACUUCAGACAAGCUAUCAAAAGGAAAAUGUGGAUGUGUGCUUUUUUUACACUGAAUACUUGCUGUGUGCAAUGUUUACUGAAUCUUGAAAACUGUGUAUUUGACCUUUUUUUUUUUUAACAACACUGGUAACAGUCAUUGGUUUUGAGAAAAGAGCCUUUGCUUCUUCCUCGGCUUUCUCACGUUCACCCUACACUGCACUUUUCUGGCCAGCUGCUCUCUCCCUGACCUGUGGCAUCGCAGCAGUCUUUGUCGCACUUCUGUGACCUGCUCUGCGUAUGACCCAAGGGCAACACGACUCACCUUAAUCUUACAGGAGAAGUAAAAUUCCAAGAAGUAUGUCUAUAUGUAAUAAAAAGCAUCGUAUAAAUACAUAUAUGCAGCGCUGUUGUCCAAAUAAACUUGAAAAUAAGUGGGAGAGAGGAAGUCAGACCACAUGAAGCUGAAAAUGUAUGAAAUGGACAAAAAGCCCUUCCAUAAGAGAAAACAACUUUUUCCUUCCUUCAUACUUUUGUAGCCUGUUGCUUCAGAGAGACACAAAAUGAACACACUGGCGUGAAUGUUGUUCUCUGUGUGCUUGUGUCUGUGAUGGAAGUCAGCAGUUCUCAUCGUCUACCACCAUGUCCUGCUCAGGCACUACUUGAGUAAAGAUCUCAUCUUCACUAUACCAACUGUUACAGUGUUGAUUGUGUUUAAAAUGUGUGUGAUUUAUUGAGAUCUGAACAGAAGCUGUGGGUUUCUACAAAGUCAGGUAUUUGUUCCCUAACCUGUCUCUCGUAAGCAAAGUCACUUUUAUAACCGUUUACCACUAUGCUUGAUUAUAAUGUGAAGACUGAAUUCUGAGUGUGUUGCGAUGGUAUUAAUCAUGUCAGUGUCCUGUCACUAAGUUUAAUGCUGCUGUUUAAAAAAAAAAUUUUUUUUAAAGCCAAUCUAUGUACUAAAUUGCUUCCAGGUAAUUUUGAUUUCUUAAAGUGCACUGAGGUUAUCUGGAAGACUGGGAGUAUUUUUCAGUGACUGCUGUAUUCAGCAGCAAUGAAUAGCUACCACUAUCUAGUCACAGAUUUGGGGGAUAAGGGAUUUAGUUUUCCAUUCCUCAGUACAGAGUAGAAAUGACUGGUUUUUAUUGUGGGGAAUAAUACUGGUGUGCAGCAGAGGAACUUAAAUAUUUGGUCUGGGUUUGAAAACCUAACAUUGCUAGACAGAAGAGAAAAAACUUGAAGAAAAAAGCUUAGUUUCAUGCUUCAAAAGUAGCAUUUAUAUUUAUAGCACCAAUGUACAUUUUGAAACUUUGAGGGGUAGGAGUUACGGGAGGAGAAGGGGUGUGUGUAAGGGGUAGAUGAAAGCUUUAAUUUAGAAAGCAAAGAGUUCAUGUAAAGGAAAUUAUUUUGAUUAAAUAUAUUUUAUUUGAUCUGGGUAUUUUUGGACCACAUUAUUAAAUUAAUCGUUAAGCUACGGUUGAGUUUUUCAGGGGAAAGUGUUGAUAAGCCACGUACAGGUGCAUUGUGACUCACUUGCCAGGUGUACUUUAUGGAGCUUAUUUUAUGAUUUCAAAUACUGUACUGUACAUAGGAGGUAUGUUACCUUCUCCUUAUUUGUAUGUUUACCAUAUACUUUGAUAUUUGAAAUGUACUGGAAAGGCCACUUAUAUUUCUAGAACAGAUUGGAUUUUAUGCAACCUUUUUCCUUGAAUUAACAGCAAUAAAAAAAAAUGAAAAACAG